ACCCCUGCACAGUCUUCCCCUCUCCCCCCGCCCUCUGCUCAGACUCUGCCCACAGAGACUCGUGUCUCCACAGAGUUCCAUCUGAACAAGAACCCCUCAUAGUGAUAACCCCUUGGAGACCCCCCCACACCCUCACCCUCUCAGAGAACCCCUCCAUAGACUCAGCCCCAUCAUCACAGACUCACUACCUCUACAUAUACUCACCCCAGACUCAUCAUUUGCUGUAACCCCAGUGACUGUCUCUCUUCUAUUCCACAUUCCCCCCACCCCAGGAGACUCCACCCUGUUGCUGCUAGCCCUUAGCUAAGACAUUCCCCACUCCUCCACACACCUCUCUCCUGCUCACCCUUAUCCUCCCAGCUUGCUGCCAGUUCUUUCCAUCUUGUUUGCCCACAAGACUGAAUUGAGGCCUGCCUUGCUGACGCCCCCACCCAACCCGAUCCUGCAGCCCACGCUCUCCCCACAGCGAGCCCACCCCCAAAACAGUGUGCCAGCCCACCCAUCAGGGAAGCCUGGCAGUGGGCAGGUGAUGGAGAAUGUCCUGGUUUCACUCAGUGUUCUGGCUGGCACCGUGACUGUGUGCGAGGUGCUGCGCCACAUAGCCAGGGCGCUGCUGUGGCCUCGGUGGGGGCGCGCAAAGGGGAGGCUGAGCCGCAUCCCAGGGGCCGAGCCCCCUAACUUCGAGGUGGCAGUGGAGCUGCUCUCCACCCUGCAGCUGUGCAUCUGCACACACGAACUGCGGCUCCUGGGGAGCUCAGGGCUGCUGGGUUCGAUCCCGGGUCUCGCCCUCACCUACCUCGUCGCCCUGGUCCACGUCAGCACCUUUGGCUGUGCCACCUGCAACCCGGUGAGCUGCCUGGAGCGCUACCUCUGCGGACAGAGCAAUGGGCAGAUAGCAGCUGCCAAGUUGUUGGCGCAGCUCACUGCCGCCUCGGUGGCUCGCAGGCUGGUGGAGUUGGUGUGGGCCCUGGAGAUGUCGGACCUGCACUGGUAUCACCACCAGCACCAGUACAAAUGUACCUCAGCACUGAACACCACUGCUGGAAACGGGCUGGUCGCUGAGUUCGCCUGCGCCUUCACUCUGAGGGCAGCCCUCUUCAGGUUUCACUUGCUGAACCAGAGGCACAAGAUCCAUAUGGUGGCUACAUUGAUCACUUUCUUCGUGUAUGCAGCUGGAGACCUGACGGGUGCUGUGUUUAAUCCAGCUCUGGCUUACUCUAUCACUUUCAACUGCGAAGGAAACACGUAUCCGGAAUACUGUUUUGUAUACUGGCUGGGACCCCUGAUGGGUGCAAUGACUGCUGUCUUGUUGUUUGAGAGGAAAUCUGUAGAUGGUGCUGAUAUGAGAUCAGCAACGGAGGAGACUAAGGAGAAGAGAUCUUGAAGCAGCAUCCUUGCUGCACUGGAAUCGUACAAUUGAACCAUGGACCUCAUCACCUUCUGAAGACCUUGGAAGGAAAGGAUGUUGUUUCAUUUCUUUUAGUUUCAAACGACAAGAGACCGUAACGAGCAUUGUUAAUUAAUUUAGUGUCAUCUCAAUUUUAGGAGUGAACAUUCCAGCCAUUACUCCUUUUUUGGGGGAAAAAAAGCAAAAGCAAUAAUUUAGAAGCAGCCGAGGACAAAUUUUAAAUACUUUUUAUUGAUAAUCUGAGUGUUGGAUGAGUUCCUCCCUGUAAGGUCUGAUGCUGGGGGUUACACAAACCACACUAAUAGCAACUGAAGAAGAAUUUACAUCUUAAUGUAAAAAGUGAAGUCAUUGCUUUUAUUCAGACACCAGUAUUUCACAAGUGGGCACAACUCAAACAGCAUCACUCCACCCACCCACCCCUGUCCUGAAGGAAAAACCAUUACAUCAAUUUAAUGAAGUUCUUAGAAUGCGUGAGAAAGAAAACAAGCAACUGAUUUGCUGCAGAUUAUAUGGACGUCAAUCCCAAUAACUCAGUGUUAGGAACUGAUUGGGUAUGCUAAUGGGGAAGGUCAUCUUGGAUUUUAAUGUAGUGACAGUGAAUGAAUGCUGAUAGAAUUCCAAGUCUGGAAGUUGUCUGACCUGGAGUUGGGAGAGGGGGGAGUGAUGGUGGUGGAAUCCCCCAUUGCAUGUGGUGGUGUUCCAAGUUUGCGAGGGAAUGUACCAUCUUAGUGGAUAACUUUAGAGUUAUACUGAUAGAAAAUUACGAGUAGAUCCAUUCACAUACCUUCAGACCACUCCCUGUCCUACAGGGGCAUGAAUCAAAAUAAAGGAGGGUGUGACAAACAAAACUUGUGGCCAUCGAGUACACGGUAAUAAAAUUUGCUGGCAUCACUAACAUUGAAGCAUCUCUGGCACUUACCAGCUCGGUUGAUGCUUUGAUAUCUGAGUGAAUUCAUCCUUCAAUGAAGAGCUUUUAACAAUGAAUAUUAGGGCAAGGUAAUAAAAAGUUUGUAAAAUGAUCACCAGCAUCUCAAAAGACCCGGGGUCCCUUUUUUGAGUCACGUAACCUUUGAAGAACCUGAAUGUUUUUCAUCAGCUGGUUACGUGCAAGGACAAUCUGAGUUCACAUCCAUGAAGUUUAUUCUCCAAUUAGGAUUGUGAACCAUAAAGUACCUGCAAUGUCACAGCAGGCACAUAGUUCCCCCUGUCUCACACUGGACUCCACGCAACAGAAACUCUGCAGCUCUCUGCUGAGCCACUUGGGUAACUGGAUCCCUGAGCCACAAAGACAAGACAAACCCACACCCUCUAUUCUGUGAUGAUCCCACUCCAAGGAUACGUGUACGGCAGUAGUGAGGAAACAUAGCUGGGCUCAGCUUUGUCAACACUCUGUCUAGGCUUGUACACGCAGGAUGAUCACUUGAACAAUGUGCGGGAUAUCUCUGGGUGCUCAGAGAACUGGAGAUCAGCCUGAGUCAGCACCCUUUGGAGAUUGGAUUGGGGGGGGGGGGUGGGGGGAGAAACAGGCAGAAA
Messenger RNA from Hemiscyllium ocellatum (epaulette shark), 2941 nucleotides. RefSeq names its product aquaporin 11 (gene aqp11). Gene Ontology annotation, biological process: transmembrane transport. The transcript has 3 exons. Gene Ontology annotation, molecular function: channel activity. The coding region runs from base 530 to 1384 and encodes 284 amino acids. The record is from RefSeq and is a predicted model, not a curated record. NCBI's taxonomy places the organism in Eukaryota, Metazoa, Chordata, Chondrichthyes, Orectolobiformes, Hemiscylliidae. Gene Ontology annotation, cellular component: cytoplasm; membrane.